This is a messenger RNA of Polypterus senegalus (gray bichir), 879 nucleotides long. RefSeq names its product killer cell lectin-like receptor subfamily B member 1B allele B. The record is from RefSeq and is a predicted model, not a curated record. The transcript is spliced from 5 exons. Lineage: Eukaryota; Metazoa; Chordata; Cladistia; Polypteriformes; Polypteridae. Bases 171 to 521 code for a protein of 116 amino acids.
UGUUUGCGGUGGACUGCCUCACCCUCUCAAGCCAUUCCUUUUUUGAUAAGCAAAGGAGAAGAGCUUACUUUACUCUUUUGGGACUGGGGAUUUUUGGCCUUCUGGUGAUAAUAACAGUAAGAGUUCUGGAACUAAACAGAACAAAGGUAAACAUCUGUCCAGAGACAUGGAUGCAAGUGAAAUCCAAUUGCUACUACAUAUCCGUGAGAAGAUCAACCUGGGCAGAGAGUAAUAAGCACUGCUCCUCUCACGGGGCUCAGCUUGUUGUGAUUGAGGACCAAGAGGGGUUGGAGUUUCUGUUUCUUCAGUGCAGACGCUUCCUAACGUUUUGGAUUGGCCUGAACAGGAGUCCACAGGAGGAGUGGAGAUGGGUGAACAAUGAGCUCUUCAAUCACAGUCGGUGGACUUUGGGUGUCUCCGCUGGAGGGCACUGUGCCUGUGUGGCUCAAGAGUCAAUAGAAAGUCUCAACUGCAGCAGUCAGCAUCACUGGAUCUGUAGGAUGGCCGUGGCAAACUACUGACCCGAUCUUAAAGAAGGAGAGUGGCCUGGGCUCUUUUGGACUUUUGUUCUCAAAAAUCAACAUCAGAAGAUACUCAGAAGUGAUGUCUUAAGAAAGGAGGACUGUAAUGUGCAAAGUUACGGUUUUUUACAUUUGAUCCCUUAAUAAAAGGACCCCAUGAGGAAGGUCAAUCUAAAGAAGAUUCUUGAAGCAUUCAGCAAUACCACAGGUUUUUGAAUUUAUGAUUUCUACUGUAGGGCACCACAGCAGGUGGUAAGAAUGGCCAUUGACCAGUAACUUCUGAGUCUAAAAUGAUCCAUCCAUUUUCCAACCUGCUGAAUCUGAACACAGGGUCAUGGGGGUCUGCUGGAGCCAAUCC